AAAAUGAAUAUACAGAUGAGCAAGGCAGAUAUAUAUUUGAUGCACCAGUAUUUAUUAGAAAUAGGUAAAAAUAUAUCAGUAAACCAAAUUCCAUAACUGAAAUGAGCACCUUUACAAUAAAUCCAUUAUCGCCAUUUAGACAACAAAGUACAUUUUCACAACAGGAAAGGCAGAACCCAACAAAUACUUUACAAAGCAGCCAGCAAGUUUUGAUGAAUAGUUCUACAAAUUCAAAAAACCAGUUAGUUACACCAAGACAAGUUUUUAAUGUAACAAUGUCGAUGUUAACACCUGCACCAAGAAAUCCUCAGUUAAGAGCUGACAUUCAAAAUUGCGUACGUACUUGCCCUACAACUACUGAAUUUAAUCCGGCUUGCGGCAAUGAUGGUAUAUCAUAUUCGAAUCCCCAAAAAUUAUCAUGUGCGCAAAGAUGUGGUCAAGAUGUUCAAUUUUUAAGACAUGGUAGAUGCCGACCGUUCGCACCUAUACAAUUUUAAAAAAAAGGUUGUUUUUAAUGCUUAAAUAAGCUCUAAGGAAAAUCAUAAUAGAAAAAGCAUUAAUAGGAAAGUUAAAUGUGUUUGAAAUAAAGCUAAAUUAGUUCUUUUAUUAUGUGAUAUUAUAUUUUAUUAUAUUUGCAUGUAUCUAUGUAGC
Molecule: messenger RNA, 651 nt
Organism: Condylostylus longicornis
Lineage: Eukaryota; Metazoa; Arthropoda; Insecta; Diptera; Dolichopodidae
Exons: 2
Coding region: 102-497 (131 amino acids)
Molecular function (GO): serine-type endopeptidase inhibitor activity; protein binding
Source: RefSeq, a predicted model, not a curated record